UCGAGAUUGCUUGCCCAGCUCAGACGGCGCGGGGCUCAAGUCGUUAGUGUCGUGUGGAUGUCCACACGGAACGGUUCGCGUAGAGUACGUUGUGGUCAACGGCGUUGAGUUCGAGUUGUGGUCAACGGCGGCAGGUGUUUGUACGGCUCACCAGAGGGAAUGAAAGUGGUACUGUGUGUCAAAGUUACUUAAGUCUGUUCAAGCUCGCUGAACCCGCGGUGAAGGAGGUCCCCGUCCAAAGACCAAUUACCAAGAGAUUCCACGAUACAACCAAAUUGGUCAAAACAGUGAGUUCCAGCAGUGUAGCACACUCGACAGUGGCAGUGGAGUUCUCUGGACCAUGUCCACAAACGUCACGUCACAGUGUUGAUGGAGAAUCGGAAAGUGGUGGUGCUCGUUGAUCAGCAGCAGCAGCAACAGUGAAGGUUCCCGGCUUAGUGCAGUGAUAAUGUUGCCACUCGUGUACAGUGCUGAAUACCAAAGAUAACCCUAAACGCGUUGGAAGAGCUCCGCGCGUAAUACUAGUGAUCGCGAUAAUCGGUGUCGUGACUAACAGCUGCGCAAGAUUAGAAACCUGCCGUCGCGCCAAGGUUUCGACUUAGAGGUGUGUUAGUGUCAAACUGCGGCAGCAACAACAAUAACAAACAAACCCGUCCACAUGUCAACAGAUGGCGUACCUGUCGGAUGUUGACCUUGCGACGCUGCAUCGAUCACGACUCGAAGAGCGUGUCCACUACAAGCUAUCCACCUGGUGGAACCACCGAUCGGCCACCGUCGAUAGCGGUCUCGGUCAAGCGGCCAAAGUCACCCCGACAAGUUCCCGUUCCACCACCAACAUGGAUGACAUAAUCAACAACAACAACCGCAAACAACAACAAUCGCAGCAACCCGCGUUCAGUACCUGUAACCAGAGCAACACCUCGACGACGUCAACGGCUCAAGUGACGUCACCGACCGCGUCGGGAGGUCACCACCGGGCCGGGGCUGGCCGGCACCAGUCGAACGUACAUGUGAUAAAACAGCGGCGUAGCCGAAACAGCAACAGUUGCUCGAGCAGCGGUUCCACGAGUACCUGCGAGGGACGGGCUGGCGGCGGCAACUUCAAGCACGUCGAGUGGAGUGACGACGAUUACCUCAACGACGAUGGGUACUUUUCGUCGGAAACGCGCCGUCGGAGGUCGGGAACGUGGCCGCGAACGCGAAGUUUGAACGCGCCAUCCCCAUUCCAACAGUUUGGACCAUGUGGUCGGAUUAUGAAAAAUUCAGCCAUGGUGAUGCAAAUUCAAGACCCCGCCAGUCAGCGACUGACCUGGUACAAGCCUCCGCUGGCGGUGCUGGUGAUAAAGAAGGUUCGUGACUCGAAGGUGCUGCUGCCGUUCGUGAAGCUCGUCGAGUGGCUCAUCCAGGAGAAGCACAUGGUCGUGUGGGUGGAGGGUGCGAUUCUGGACGAUCCGCUGCUGACCGGGGACAAGCGGUUCACCAAGAUUCAGGACAAGCUGAUUACGUUCAAAGAUGGUCGGGACGACCUGACGGACAAGAUCGAUUUCAUUAUCUGUCUGGGCGGUGAUGGCACGCUGCUGUACGCCUCACUGCUGUUCCAAAAGUCCGUCCCACCGGUGAUGGCGUUCCAUCUGGGGUCGCUCGGUUUCCUGACGCCGUUUCAGUUUGACAACUUCCAGGAGCAGGUCACGAACGUGCUCGAAGGCCACGCCGCACUCACGUUACGUAGCCGGCUGCGGUGCAUCAUCGUUCGGAAGGACAAAACCGAACAGGAAAUUUCCACCUUCAAAUCGUCCCAGGAUCCGACGACCAACAUUUUGGUCCUCAACGAGGUCGUCAUCGAUCGGGGCAUGUCGUCGUACCUGACCAACAUCGAUCUGUUUCUGGACGGGAAGCACAUCACGUCGGUGCAGGGCGAUGGGUUGAUCGUGUCCACGCCCACCGGUAGUACGGCCUACUCGGCGGCGGCCGGAGCGUCGAUGAUUCAUCCGUCGGUGCCGGCCAUUCUGGUAUCGCCGAUCUGUCCGCAUUCGCUCAGCUUCCGGCCGAUCGUGCUGCCGGCGGGGGUGGAGUUGAAGAUUGCCCUCUCGCCCGAUAGUCGCAACAGUUCGUGGGUUUCGUUUGACGGCAGGAACCGUCAGGAGUUGUUGCAUGGUGAUAGCCUCCACGUGACGACGUCCAUCUACCCGGUGCCGAGCAUAUGCGCCCAGGACCAGAUCGCCGACUGGUUCGAUUCGCUGGCCGAGUGUCUGCACUGGAACGUGCGCAAGCGGCAAAAGUGCUUGGACGAGCUGUCCGACCUUACGGGGUCCGGGACCGAGGACAGCGCCAUCGAGGAGAUCGAACGGGGCAUGGAGAAUCUGGAGAGCUAGAGGAAAAGAAGCAUAAAAGUGGAAGAUCGCUUUCAGUUACCAAUUUAAACAAGCGAGAUAAAGAAAAUGGAAAGGUCGUCCCCGCAAUCAAUAAAAGAGCCUCCGAGUUUUUUUUUCUUCUUCUUGCAAACAAUAUUUUGCUUAAUUGUAAUAUUUCAAAACUAGGUAAAGACUGUGAAGAGACUAGGGAAGUGAGAGAGUUGCGUUCAGAGUGUGCGAGAUUUGCAGAAUCUAAGGUGUAAGGACAGGCUAAUUGUAUUUUUAGUCUUUAGGGAAUCGUACUAUUUAGGAAACCCCCAUUUCAUUGUGUUGUUACACCCACCCACACACACAAACACACAUUGCUUCGAGUUUGUGGCAAUUUGAUUCUGAUGUUAGGUUUUUGUUUUUUUCCGCAGAAACAGUGCUAGUGAUUUGUUGUUCAUUCCGAUUAUGGGAGCCAAGCGAUUAUUAGUUGUGUGUGUGUGUGGUGUGCGCGUUAGCGCGAUUUAUACAAAUAGGCAAGUUUCGUUCAAUGUUCAAGUUUGAUGUAGACAAAACAAAACACAACACAAACCACCCCGCGCGCAAUAAAAUGUUUAAAAAAAGCUGCAAGGAGUGAACGUGCUGCGAGAGGCGACAGUUUAGAGUUAGGAACUUUUUUUCUUUUUCGUUUUUGCUGUAUUUUAAGCAUAGAUUUUACGUUUUUACGCAUGAUAAUUAUUGAACACAGUUGAAGCAGCUGCGGCAGUGUAAGAUUUCGCGUUUGGAACAAGAAGCAAAACUUGGCAAAUAAAAAAA
This is a messenger RNA of Culex quinquefasciatus (southern house mosquito), 3152 nucleotides long. RefSeq names its product NAD kinase. Gene Ontology annotation, molecular function: NAD+ kinase activity. The coding region runs from base 669 to 2372 and encodes 567 amino acids. The transcript has 8 exons. Gene Ontology annotation, biological process: NADP+ biosynthetic process; NAD+ metabolic process. NCBI's taxonomy places the organism in Eukaryota, Metazoa, Arthropoda, Insecta, Diptera, Culicidae. The record is from RefSeq and is a predicted model, not a curated record.